Messenger RNA from Mus caroli (Ryukyu mouse), 1784 nucleotides. It is a transcript of the gene Tpd52, whose product is annotated as tumor protein D52. Gene Ontology annotation, cellular component: cytoplasm. NCBI's taxonomy places the organism in Eukaryota, Metazoa, Chordata, Mammalia, Rodentia, Muridae. Gene Ontology annotation, biological process: B cell differentiation. The record is from RefSeq and is a predicted model, not a curated record.
GUCACAAACUUGGGGUUGAAGAGCGAACGUCACCCGCUCGUAGCUGCUUGUGCAGCCUCGGGGUCCCCUUCCCUGCCAUCUCACCCCACCCCACCCCCGUCUUUGCUUUCAUUCCGCGCCAGUGCAAAGCGCCGCCGCCCAAGCCGACGUGGCGGAGCGCACAGGUCGCGGUCAGGUGGUCGGUGACGCCCGGGACCGGCACCCGGGAGGGCGGCGCCGACGCCCGGGGUGGGGACUGCGCGGGCGGCCGCGGGCGGAGCGCGGAGAGGCGCGGAGGAGCGCGGCAGGCCGAGCGCCGGGAGCGAGGUGGCUCAGACAUGGACCGCGGCGAGCAAGGAAGAUAGAGCAACACCAAUCUGUGAACCGGAAAUCACUGCUUGCGCUUGAUUCCCAGUCUGCUGCCACAUCGAUCCAUUUUGGGCUUUAUCCAAGAGCCUAAGAAGUGAUGUCAUUGAAGCCGUUCUGUGGUCCUUGAAGGGCUUGAGCUGACAGAGACCAAGUCUGCUGAAGACAGAGCCAGUGGCCGAGGAAGGAGAGGAUGCCGUUACCAUGCUCAGUGCUCCAGAGACACUGACGGAAGAGGAGCAAGAGGAGCUGAGGCGGGAGCUUACUAAGGUAGAAGAAGAAAUCCAGACUCUGUCCCAAGUAUUGGCCGCAAAAGAGAAGCAUCUCGCCGAGCUCAAGCGGAAGCUUGGCAUCUCCUCGCUUCAGGAGUUCAAGCAGAACAUUGCCAAAGGGUGGCAAGACGUGACGGCAACCAAUGCAUACAAGAAGACAUCUGAAACUCUAUCGCAAGCUGGGCAGAAGGCCUCCGCUGCAUUUUCAUCGGUUGGCUCAGUCAUCACCAAAAAGCUGGAAGACGUGAAAUUGCAAGCUUUCUCACAUUCGUUUAGUAUCCGCUCCAUUCAGCACUCGAUUAGCAUGCCUGCUAUGAGAAACUCCCCAACUUUCAAGUCAUUUGAAGAAAAAGUUGAAAAUUUAAAGUCUAAAGUAGGAGGAGCCAAGCCUGCUGGCGGCGAUUUUGGAGAAGUCCUGAAUUCCACAGCCAAUGCUACCAGUACCAUGACCACAGAGCCUCCUCCAGAACAGAUGACAGAGAGCCCCUGAGCUGCCGACCUGUGUCCUGCUGCCCACUGCCAGGUGCUGCCAGCGAGAGCCAAGCACAUCUUGACAACGCUCAUGGCUGCGGAUUUCCACCAGAUGUGCUUUUAUUUAGCUUUACUUAUUUCUCUGACCAAAUAGUUGAUGAAUGAAACAAAGUGAAAUCACCUUCACCUCCACUCCAGGGAAACACUGUUCGCAUGCACGGAAGGCCCUUUGUAUAGGCAACAGCAUCAUAGAGCCUCUGGUAGAUCCCUGCAGGCAACUACUGUGUUUCUCCUUAAAAUCACUGUNCAUCUGGAUUCUAGUUUGAUCUUUCUUUACUAUCUUCAUGAGUCAUUGUUUUUGGGUCUCUGUACACUUAAUCAAUUUCUAACAAACUGUUCUUUUCUAAAUUCUGGUUAUUAAAAGUCUUGGAAUGAUUUCAUUACUUUCAAAGGAGAAACNACCAGGUACAUUUUUUUCUCGGAUAAACAGUUCUAUGAGGACCAUAUCUUGGGUUUCUAAAGACACCAGACUGAAGUAGACAGGUGUGUAUGCAGUUCCAUAAUUCUGUAAAUUAAAAACAUGCAGACACUCAAACUUCCAGUGGGGAGAGUGUGGGUCCUCCUGCCUUGGUAACUGUCAUUUGUAGCUACAUCUAUUUGAGCAUAUCAGUUAUUUAUUAUACCAUUCUCACACAU